Zingiber officinale is the source of this 972-nucleotide messenger RNA. Its product is annotated as myosin-11-like. The record is from RefSeq and is a predicted model, not a curated record. Lineage: Eukaryota; Viridiplantae; Streptophyta; Magnoliopsida; Zingiberales; Zingiberaceae. Bases 1 to 972 code for a protein of 323 amino acids. The transcript is spliced from 4 exons.
AUGGUUGCUGCCUGCUCCGCCAACUUAAGCGCCCUUCAGCACGCCUGUAGCUUACAGAGGGACAAUGAAGCACUGAAAGCUCGCCUGGAGGAAAUAGAGAUGCCCCUGCCUCCUCGCGAUCCUCUCAACCCCACACCCGGGGAUCUGGCUCACUAUCUUCGCUUGAUUGGAGAGUCUGCCGGAUUGGCCCGCGAUAUUUCUCAUGUGGCUUUUGACAAGAUCAAGGCAUUAGAACUAGCUUUACAGACCAGUGAGUCGGAGUUGACCUCCGAGGUAGAAAAGCGCCAAGAGUUAGAGGCUGAGCUGGAGAAGAAGGAUGCCCAAUUGGCUAUCUCACAAGAAACCCAGGAGAGCCUUCAAAAGACCUUGGCAGAAGUUCAAAAUCAACUGGCUUCUAACGCUGAUCGGGAGAAGGCUCUUCAAAGCCAAUGGGAGGCCAGCCAGGCAACUCUUAAAGCUAUGCAGGCCGACCUUCUGAAGAUUCAAGAGGAUGUCUCCCAAGGUCAAGAAGCCCUGAUUCAAGCCCAGGCUGACCAGAAGAAAGCAGAGACACAGCUGGCCGAGUAUCAAGCAGGCAAAUUAUGGUCUCAGACAGAUGUUCCCACCAGCUCUCUGAAAAUAAAAGGUCGUCUGGCCACUCUAUGGGAAGAAAGCCUGCGGCAUAUGGAUUCUUUGCCUCCCCCGGCCCAAAUGGAUCAAUUUGCAAAGUUAUAUAUCAAGGCAUGUGCAGAAUCUCUAAUAAUGAACUAUUCCUUCCAUGCUACUCAUCAUCAAAAUAAGAUGUUAGGAGACCAUGUUGCUGAACUGGAAUUACAACUGAAUAAUCCUGCCCAGGCCAGCCAUGCUCUACGAGCAGAGAUAAAAUCUUUGACCAGUAGGGAAAAUAGUCUAGAAGUGUCCCUAGCCCUAACUAAGCACGAACUUGAAGAGCUUCGGGAGAAGCAGAGUCAGGCUGAUAAUGUACACCAAUAA